GCCGUCUACAGCUUUGUUCCUGCCUCUCACCCCUGCAGAGAGGAGAUGCCUGUGAGCACUUUGGCUCCUUGGUGGGAUUGCUGGCGCCUCUGACGUGUGACCCCAUGCCUGCAUCCCGCCAGCUGGCCGUCACCUGUCUGAGCUCCCUUCUGCAAAUCCAAGCCAAAACAGUCAACACAGUCAUUGAGACGGGUGACAUCAAGAGCCUGUGCGAGGGGCUGCAUGCCUGCAGCAUCGCCUCUCAGCUCCAGACCACGUCCAAAAUGGCAAGAAUUGUGUGCAGGAACUUCCCCCUAGAACGCACCGUUGACUUCAUGGCGGCCAUCAAGGAGACGAUCCGGAAAGCCAACGGAGUGCGUGUGCGUGCUGCUGGGAAGUGGAUGACCACCUUCCUGGAGAUGCACGGGAAGGACAUCAGUUGGAACGUGCCUCCGAUCCUCUACAUCCUGCGCAGCAUCACAUCGUUUGCGCAGCAGAGCACGUUCCUGCCCUUCCUGUGCCAGGCGGUGGUCAUCCUCACCCGCUGUCACACUGAGGCCGUAAUGAACAACUUCUCCCGGCCGCUUGGGCCAACGGACAGUGAGACGUGGAAAAGAAUAAGAGAGUUUUGCCUUCAACGCUGGAGGCGGUAAAAGAACAAAGAGAAAGACAAAGAGGAAGAGGAAGAGAGGAGGAGAA
Centrocercus urophasianus (Greater sage-grouse) is the source of this 678-nucleotide messenger RNA. RefSeq names its product maestro heat-like repeat-containing protein family member 2B. The transcript is spliced from 5 exons. The coding region runs from base 105 to 632 and encodes 175 amino acids. The record is from RefSeq and is a predicted model, not a curated record. NCBI's taxonomy places the organism in Eukaryota, Metazoa, Chordata, Aves, Galliformes, Phasianidae.